Messenger RNA from Motacilla alba alba, 4508 nucleotides. It is a transcript of the gene GPR176, whose product is annotated as G protein-coupled receptor 176. Gene Ontology annotation, biological process: G protein-coupled receptor signaling pathway. Gene Ontology annotation, cellular component: plasma membrane. The record is from RefSeq and is a predicted model, not a curated record. Gene Ontology annotation, molecular function: G protein-coupled receptor activity. Bases 35 to 1624 code for a protein of 529 amino acids. Lineage: Eukaryota; Metazoa; Chordata; Aves; Passeriformes; Motacillidae. The transcript has 3 exons.
UAUUAGGUGGCAGCAAGGAAGGCGGAACUUCGCCAUGGGGUACGACAGAAGCUGGGUGUUGGUUAAUGAAAGCGACCAUGCCCCGUCCCAGGCUGUCACCGGAGCUCUGGAGACGGGGAACGCCUCGGCCGGGCAGAUGGUGUGGCAGGGUCGGAAUGUCAGCGAGGCGGGCGCCGUGGAGAGCGAGGAGCACAGCGAGGAGCAGAGCUACCGGCACUUCACCACCACCGUGCAGGUUGUCAUCUUUGUGGGCUCUUUGCUGGGUAACAUCACGGUGCUGUGGUCAACAUGCAAAACAUCGCUACUCAAAUCGGUAACAAACCGGUUCAUUAAGAAUUUGGCCUGCUCGGGGAUCUGUGCCAGCCUAGUCUGUGUGCCUUUUGACAUUGCUCUUAGUGCCAGUCCACACUGCUGCUGGUGGAUCUAUACCAUGCUCUUCUGCAGAAUUGCCAAGUUUCUGCACAAAGUCUUCUGCUCAGUGACCAUCCUUAGUUUUCCAGCCAUUGCUCUUGACAGAUACUACUCUGUUUUAUAUCCUCUGGAAAGAAAAAUAUCUGAUGCAAAAUCCCGAGACCUGGUUAUCUAUAUCUGGGUCCAUGCAAUAGUAGCCAGCAUUCCAGUAUUUGCUGUGACCAAUGUGUCUGAUAUUUAUGCCAUGUCCACUUGCUCUGAAUCUUGGAGUUAUUCCCUUGGGCACCUGAUAUAUGUCAUCAUCUAUAAUAUCACCACUGUGAUUGUACCGGUGGCAGUGGUAUUUCUCUUUAUGAUUCUUAUUCGCAGAGCGCUGAGUGCCAGCCAGAAGAAAAAAGUCAUCAUAGCUGCAUUAAGGACCCCUCAGAAUACAGUUUCUAUCCCAUAUGCCUCCCAGCGAGAAGCUGAGCUCCAUGUCAUGCUGCUUUCUAUGGUUAUGAUAUUUAUCUUCUGCAGUGUCCCCUACGUGACUCUGGUGAUUUACCGCACCAUCCUCAAUAUUUCAGAUAUUUCAGUCUUCUUGCUCCUCACUGCUAUUUGGUUGCCCAAGGUCUCUUUGCUGGCCAACCCUUUGCUAUUUUUAACUGUUAAUAAAUCGGUACGGAAGUGCUUAGUGGGGACAAUAGUACAGCUGCACCGAAGGUUCAGCAGGAGAAACAUUGUCAGCUCGGGUGGUAUUGCAGAUGAUAAUCUAGAACCCAGUGUCCAUUCAGGAAGCCAGCUUCUGGAGAUGUUUCAUAUUGGGCAACAACAAAUCUUCAAGCCGAUGGAAGAUGAGGAGAAUGAGACCAAAUCCGUUGGCUCUGGUGGCUUUCAACGGAAAGAAAUUCCUAGCACCAGUUUAGAGCUCGGACAGACUUCGGUUCACAGGUUUAUACCACAGACGAUUGCAGACUCUGCAGCUCAGGUGGCCCCAGCUGUGCCCACAGAAGCUGAUACAGUAAAUGACAAGUAUUCCAUGCAGUUUGGUUUUGGACCCUUUGAGCUGCCUCCACAGUGGCUCUCAGAAAACCGAAACAAUAAGAAGCGACUCUUGCCUCCUUUGGGGAAUACCCCUGAAGAGCUAAUCCAGACAAAACAGCCUAAGUGUAAAGCAGAAAGAAAAGUCAGCAGAAACAAUAAAGUCAGUAUCUUUCCCAAGGUGGAUUCUUAGUAAGAGCAGGAGCUUUAAGUGACAGAGGAUGGUCACUUUAUAUUACAUUUUUGAUCCCAUGGAUCUUUAUUAUGUUGAAAUUUGUUACAGCCUGAUUUUUUUUUUGCCAAAUAUAAGUUAAAUGAACAAACAAAAGAAAAACAUAUAUACAAGUGUUCCUUAUUAAUAUAACAUACUUAAUGAAAAUAAUAUAUUAAAUAUAUAUGGAAAUUUGUAGUUUGAUCUCUGAAAUCCCUACAAUUAUAUCUUGUUUUUAACUUUCAAAAGUACAUAUGAAUUUGGGAACUAUUUUAAUGGCUGAAUUAUGGAAAUACAGCAGUUGGUUUUCUGGGAAACGUUAUGUUGUAUUAAAAUGGACUGGGCAUCAAAGUACUUUAACAGGAAAGGCUGUAGAGAGCAGAAGACAUGCAGAAUGGUAAGUCCUACUCUCCCACAAAUAGACACAAGAUUCUGCACAUUUCAUUAAUGAAGUAGGAUGGAUAUUAAGUGCAUUUGUUUUCUGUCACGUGCAUUUAUUUGAUCAGUGUUAAAACCUGCUGGAUUUUUUUGCACAAAUUAGUUACCAAGCAUCUGUCAAGCAUCUAAAAUAUUUUAAAACCUGAACCACUGGUUUUUGGCUUAAAACAUCCACAAAGUCAAGAAUACCCAAAUCAUCAUGCAUGUUAAACCCCAGAAAGACCUUUUUAUAAAGAUCCCACAUAUAUUCUUGUAGCUUUAAGUAAAAACUGGAUUGGAGACCAUGCAGGACAAAUUCUGACUCCAAUAAACAAAUACGUAUGUGCUAAGAAUCCUGUGAUAAAGGGCAUAUACAAAUGUCCUUUAAGUGUAAAGUAUGUAUUAAGUAACUACGGGGUAAGCCUUGAACUAAACUUAGCUGAUGGUGCACUCUGCUGUUUUCUUAUGGGAAAGCAAGGAAAUGAAAGAAAUGGGUGUGAAAUGUUAGUGGCCUUUCUCUGAGUGUGAAAGUCUCAGUUUCUGUCUCACUCUCACACAGAGAGAGAGACUCACAGAGAGGGAUUCUGAGUGUUUCAAUGACUGUGGAACUGUUGGGUGAAGAAGUUGGCAAGAGACCUAAAAAGGCAAAGGUUUAUUAGUGCUGUUGCUCGAUAUUGCCAGAAGUUUUCCUUCAAUCUUCACAGAUACAGAUACCAACCUUCCUGCUCCACUCAUCUUGCAGAGCAGACCAUCCAGUGUAUGAACACAAGACUUUCAAAUCUGGUGCCUAAUUCCUGAGCGAGUCAGUCAUGCCAGCCUUGGUAUCAGCUUGGCAGCCUUUCUGUGAGAGUUCAGGCAUUGUGCUGCAGCUUGCCUCUCUGCAUAAUCACAGGCAUAUUGUCUCAUUUAUACUGAAUGUGAACUUUAAACUCUAUCCAUCUGUUAGGUGACAUAAAACUAUUGCAGCCCUGACAUUUUAGCUCUCGUUCAGUUUCAAGCAGUCCUUCAUCUGCACUCACUGUUGUCUCUGUGGGUGGUUUCUUAAAAGCACAAUCUUGUAACACCUGUUUGCUCCUUGUGGUUUUCCUGUACUUCAGCCCUUUGCUGCAUGCUGAACCUUUAUCUGUGAUUACUGUCUGUCUGUGAAAGUAGUUUUCUUUAAAGCAUACUUUAAAAGGGACAAGGUGAAGAAUCUUGACAAGUUCAAAGAAACUUACUAAAUCAAAUCAGUUAAUCUUAAAAAUAAGAAGAAAUUCUGCUAAAGCAGAAUGUACCUUUUCUUCCUUCAACAUGAUUGAAGGAAGUCACCAGCUUCUGAUGGCCCCAAGGUUGUGGAUUUCUACAAGUCAUUAAAAGCAAAUGUUUUAAUAAAAAUGUAUUUAAAGUGUAUAAAUUACUGUGUAAAAUAUGUUUUUUCUCCAUUUCCUCUUUGAUUUCAGUGCAUUUCACUUUUUGCUAGUUCAAGAGCUUCUCAGUUUGGGAGUGAGGAACAGUCAUCAAGGGGUCCAGAUGGGUGGUGGGAGCCCGAGUUGCCCUUCUUAGAUACAGAGAUGAGAAGACAAGACAUAGCUUGCCCGAAAUCAGACAGAAGAAAGAUUCCAGAAAAAAAUUGGUCCUUCUGUGGCAGAGGUGGAGAAGUACUACAGCAUGCAUUUUUUUAAAGUGCCAAUAAAAAGUAAUUUAAUAGAGUGUUUCUUUUUCCAAAAUUAGAGAAAGAACAGAUGCCAUUGAGAAAAUCUUGAAAACCUAAAAAUCAAAUUAGGAGUUGUAGUUUCCUUAUGAAUUUUGGCUAAGUUUAACAUUCUUGUCUCGCUUACAUAUAGGUACUGCUCAAAAUCUCUGUGAUUUCUGAAUGUGGAUAUAUGUUUACUCAUAUCUGAACUCCUUUGAAGAAAACAAACUUAUUUUUGUCCUUUUCAACUCUCAUGUUGAAUGAAACACCAAUGAUAAAUUUAAAGAGUUAAAUUGUAUAUAAUUUCAUGUUAUAUCUGGAAAGCGAAGGGUUUGUGAUAGGUUUUUACUGUUGAGACAAAAAUAUUUCUUUCUUUCAGAAAGAAUACAUGUAAACACUUGAUUGUACAUUUUUUUAGCAGAUUAUAUAAAGACAUUGAAAUCCUUCACCAAGAAAUAAACUACAGUGGUUUUUCAUAGCUCAAGAAUUACUUGAGAAUGGUUUUAGUUCAUCUUUUAGCAAUUCAUCCAUGUGGAAAAAAUUCACAAAUGCACAUCUUUUUAUAGAAAAAAACCCAACCUGUGUAAAAACCAACCCGUUUAAUCUGUGUAAAAUUCACAAACCAGCCUCUAUGCUUGAAUUGCCAUCAGAAAACAGUCAUUCAGGAAAUUCUUUAUGCAAGAUUAAAUAUUUGACUUGUUCCAUUUAAGACAGUAGUAGCUUUGAGUCAUUAUUGCUGUUGCUUGGAUUGUUGUUCAAAUUAUUCACCUGGGCAAA